Messenger RNA from Debaryomyces fabryi, 774 nucleotides. RefSeq lists its product as uncharacterized. The record is from RefSeq and is a predicted model, not a curated record. NCBI's taxonomy places the organism in Eukaryota, Fungi, Ascomycota, Pichiomycetes, Serinales, Debaryomycetaceae. Gene Ontology annotation, cellular component: cytoplasm; nucleus; microtubule plus-end. Bases 1 to 774 code for a protein of 257 amino acids. Gene Ontology annotation, molecular function: microtubule plus-end binding. Gene Ontology annotation, biological process: cytoplasmic microtubule organization. The transcript has a single exon.
AUGAAGAAUAGGCAGGUUAUCGGCAUUAUGAGCGACAUUAACGUAUAUAUCACCUCAGACUUGACUUCGUCGGAGAGGAGGAUAUCUCCUCAAUGGGAUUUACAAUAUUUAAAGAAAAAAUUGGAGUUAAUUACAGGCAUUUCUCCUAAAGAUCAAACCAUUCAACAUUAUGCAAUACCUUCAUCGAACGAGUUUAUCGUGAUUCUGGACGCUAACAAGUAUUAUACUGCGGAAGACAAUGACAAGCAUGUUUCAGAUUUUAACAUUUUGCCAUUUAGUCGCCUUCAUGUUCAUGACAACAACCCUGAUUCUCAAUUAAGUCAAUUGCAAGGUGACGACACAACAGAAGAAUUUAAGCUUUCAGAGGAAGAAUAUGCCAAGAGAACUGAUUCUGUGUUGCAUUGGAAAGAGACCAAUAAAUUGGGCAGAUUUGACCCUGAGUACGAAUUGCAAAAAUCGAGACAACUCGAGGAAAAUCUAAAGAUAUCGUCCAGCUUGCACGUUGGGGACAGAUGCCGUAUCAUAAAUAUCCUGGGAGAAAGAAGGGGGGCCAUAAAAUACGUGGGCAAGAUAAUGCUUUUGGAUGAAGGGGAAAAUAUAUGGGUUGGUGUCGAAUUUGAUGAACCGGUGGGCAAAAAUAACGGUCUGAUUCUGGGAACCAAAAUCUUCGAAUGCAGAGAAAACCACGGGAGCUUUGUCAAGCCUAAGCAAGUUGAAGUUGGAGAUUUCCCAGAAUUAGAUCCAUUUGCAAGCGAUGAUGACGACGAAAUUUAG